AAGUAUUAUAAUGGAUGGCCUAAAUUCUUACUCAAUUCUUAAGUCCAAGUCAAUCAUGCCUGAGUGACAAGUUUUAUAUACGUAGUUCAUCGGAUGAUCUUGUAGUGAACGGACUAAAUUUGAUUUCCAUUGAAGAAGAUAUAGCAGUAGAGUCACAAUGAAUAAACUAACACCCACAUACGAAUUUUUACAUGAAGAAAAAACUAAGGAAUUAUUAAAAGUAUUCAAGGGUGAAAAAACUGGUUGGGUAUUAGUUGGAUCAAAAAAAUAUUGUUUUCCUUCUAACUACGUAGAACAAGGAGAAGGAUUUUAUAAUUUCAAAGCAAGAUCUACCGAUACCUGGGUAGCAUCAUAUCCAAGAUCGGGAACCACAUUGACUCAAGAACUAGUUUGGCUAUUGUGCAAUAACUUGGAUUAUGAUACAGCAAAAACUAAAUAUCUUACAAGAAGAUUUCCGUUUUUAGAAUUUUCUUUGUUUAAUCACCCUGAAAUAACUAAGGAACUUAUAGAAAUGAAUAAAGAUGAUUUAACUAAACAGCAAUUAUGCAAAUCAAUUGCAAAACCUGGAUAUGAAGUUUUGGAAGAAAUGUCUUCACCCAGAUUUAUUAAAACACAUUUUCCAUUUAGUCUAUUACCUAAUAUUUUGGAAUGUGGUUGCAAAAUAGUUUAUGUUGCAAGAAAUCCUAAGGAUGUAUGCGUUUCAUGGUAUAAUUUGUGUAAAGAUAUAAAGACAAUGGGGUAUAUAGGUACAUUUGAACAAUUUUGGAAUUACUUUCAAAAUGAUAUAACCCCAUGGAAUCCAUACUGGAUACAUUUAAAAGAAGCUUGGGCAGUUAAAGAACAUCCUAAUGUUUUGUUUAUAUUUUAUGAAGAAAUGCAAGAAAAUUUCCUACAAACUGUUAAAAAAAUUGCAACAUUCUUAGGAAAAGAAUAUAGUGAUGAUCAAUUAAAUGAACUUGCAACAUAUUUGGAUAUAAAGAAUUUUCGUAAUAAUCCAAUGGUUAAUUUAUCGGAUUUAAAAGAAUGUCAAAUCAUGGAAAAGGAAACGUUUGUUAGACAAGGACGAAGUGGUGGUUGGAAGGAUUUCUUUACACCAAAUUUAGAAAUUGAAGCUAAUCAAUGGAUUAUAAAAAAUUUGAAGAAUACUGAUAUGAGAUUCCCGAAUUUUAACAACAACUUAGACUUUAACUUAACAAAAUAAAGUUGAUAAAAUAAUUUACAGGA
Vespula vulgaris is the source of this 1224-nucleotide messenger RNA. RefSeq names its product sulfotransferase 1E1-like. Gene Ontology annotation, molecular function: sulfotransferase activity. Lineage: Eukaryota; Metazoa; Arthropoda; Insecta; Hymenoptera; Vespidae. Gene Ontology annotation, biological process: sulfation. The coding region runs from base 158 to 1201 and encodes 347 amino acids. The transcript is spliced from 7 exons. The record is from RefSeq and is a predicted model, not a curated record. Gene Ontology annotation, cellular component: cytoplasm.